Gastrolobium bilobum is the source of this 1151-nucleotide messenger RNA. RefSeq lists its product as uncharacterized. Bases 190 to 933 code for a protein of 247 amino acids. The record is from RefSeq and is a predicted model, not a curated record. Gene Ontology annotation, cellular component: mitochondrion. The transcript has 4 exons. Gene Ontology annotation, biological process: mitochondrial proton-transporting ATP synthase complex assembly. Lineage: Eukaryota; Viridiplantae; Streptophyta; Magnoliopsida; Fabales; Fabaceae.
UUCAUGUAUCAAAACUGCGGAGAAAAUGUUUGAUAAAAUUCUCCACUGAACUUAGUUCUUAAAUAGUCUAAAUAUUACGCCAAUUUGGUUUCGACUCCUUUAUAGCAUCCACUUGAAGCACCUCGUACUGAAGCCUGCCAUUGUGGGAAUUCUCAAGUUUGUUUCUUUUGCUCAUUUUCGAAUUCUACAAUGCAAAGGGUAUCCUCAAGAAUUUCGAGGACCAUAGCCUCUGUGGCCAGAAAUCUGUUACUCUUCAACGACCCUUCUACGCGCUCUUUCUCUACAAUUUCCAUCCGAGCAACUUCACAGAAAUUACAUCAGCCGGAGAUUCCGUGCGAUUUCCAGAAAUGGGGUUCGCUUGGAUUCUGCAGGACAUCAAGGUUCGCCACUGGGUUCAACCCUUUGCAACCUAAACCGUUGGAUUCUAUCGUAGAUGUCGAGAGACUGAAGGAUCGUUAUCCUGAGGAUAUCGCUUCUGUUUGGGAUGAUUAUCACAUAGGAAGAGGUCAUAUUGGAGCAACUAUGAAAGCAAAACUUUAUCACUUGCUGGAGCAUAGAGCUUCAGAAUGCCGAUAUUUUGUCAUUCCUUUGUGGAGGGGAAGUGGUUAUACGACAAUGUUUAUUCAAGUCCAGAUGCCACACAUUAUUUUUACUGGUCUUGAAGAUUACAAGGCCAGGGGAACACAGGCAGCUCCCUACUUUACUGUGUCCUUUUACACAGAAUUUGCAGAGAGCAAGGAUUUGGUACUGAUCCGUGGGGAUAUUGUAUUUACCAGCAAGUUGACUGACUCAGAGGCAAAAUGGCUUUUGGAAACUGCUCAGUCUUUUUAUUUGAAUGAUGUGAGGUACAAACUGGUUGAGAGGUUCAACAAAGAAACACGUGAUUUUGAGUUCAAGGAUGUCUUGCAAGCAUUGGACAUGCCUAAUAUGUAACCAUUUUUAAUUGGACACCCUGCUAAACUAAAUAACAACACUGAAGUAGAAGGGUUGAUUGGAGCAAAUAGAAGGGAAUAACAUGAGCUGGUAGGAGAGAGGUUUUUUCAUCUUUUGUAAUCAAAUUCUUUUUUAUUUAUUUGUCCUUCUUGGUAUAAGGAAGGAGACUUGGACUCAACUUUCUAUAUAGCCCUUGAUCCGGUGUUUAGUUAUUCUUU